Hyposmocoma kahamanoa is the source of this 3288-nucleotide messenger RNA. RefSeq names its product E3 ubiquitin-protein ligase Su(dx) (gene Su(dx)). Gene Ontology annotation, molecular function: ubiquitin protein ligase activity; protein binding. The record is from RefSeq and is a predicted model, not a curated record. The coding region runs from base 199 to 2862 and encodes 887 amino acids. NCBI's taxonomy places the organism in Eukaryota, Metazoa, Arthropoda, Insecta, Lepidoptera, Cosmopterigidae. The transcript is spliced from 13 exons. Gene Ontology annotation, biological process: ubiquitin-dependent protein catabolic process.
AAGACAUUUGUGCAAUUAGUGGAUUGUGAUGGUUCAGUACUAUUUCAUGUUUUUACUUUCAGCGAGAUAAGGAGCAGUGAUAAUGAGUUAAUCUGAAGGUGUCUUACGGCACAAAGUAUCCUUGUAAUACGGUAUUUGUGUGACGUGACGAUGUGGUACAAGUGAUAAUUUGUAUGAAUAUGAAUUAAAUUUGCCACUAUGACUGAAAGCACGUCCAUCCUUACUACUCCUAUUUCUCUAUCCACAUAUCAUCAACUCAGUGUUACAGUUGAAUCAGCAAGCAUAAGGAACACUGGGCUUUUCAAACCAAACCCAUACUUACAAUUGGUAAUAGAUGAUAAGAUUUCAAGGCGAACUGAAGUGAUUAAGAACACUCUACAUCCAAAAUGGAAGGAAGACUUCACUGUGCUUGUUACCCCACUUUCACAUCUGAUGUUACGUCUCGCAGACCACCACAGCUUCAGGAAAGAUAACAUAAUUGGAGAGAAGAAAGUCAACCUUCUAAAAAUACUCUUAUUCUUCAAUGGCAAAUGUGAAAAUAUAGAACUGACAAUAGAUUUGAUGAAGGCAGCAUCUCAAGACAAUGCACCAAAUGCCAAUGCAGAGGUGAAAACUGCAGAAGUGGUUAUUCUUCUUGAUGGUCUUAGAGUUGAUACAUCAGUGCUCAGCCAAGCUCACGAAGUGAUGGGAGAAUCUUCAAGACCAGGACUGUCUGAAGGAAUCCGGGCAAGGCUGAGAAUGCGCAAUAAUGUAGAAACAUUGAGAACUGUAGUCCGUGCACCAAAUCUGAGACCACCACCGGGGCCUCCUCCAAUGAGUAAUGGAGUUGUACAUAAUGUGGCGGUGGUGGAGGGCGGCGCCGGUCCGUCGUCUCACGUUCCUGAAGCGGCGACACACGUGUCAGAUGUCCCUACACCGGCGCAUCCUCCGCAGGCAUCAACCAGCACUGAAGAGCCUUUACCGCCAGGUUGGGAGAUGCGAUAUGAUGUUUAUGGACGACGGUACUAUGUGGACCAUAAUACUCGAUCAACGUCAUGGGAGCGACCGCAACCGCUACCACCUGGCUGGGAGGUGAGACGUGACGCUCGCGGCCGUGUAUAUUACGUGGAUCACAAUACCCGUACAACCACUUGGCAACGACCGGACACUGAGCGCCUCGCACGCUUCCAACAUUGGCGCGGUGAGAGACGACACGUGGUGGCCCAGGGCAAUCAACGGUUCCUCUAUCCUCAGUCACAACCGCCGCCGCCGCCACACCAGUCCGACUCUGACCAUGAUUCUAUUGCUACUGCCACAAGAACCAGCGUUAGUGGGGCUCCAAGUACAGGCAGUGCACCGACAUCGAGCACUGAAGGCGUGCCAGGGGUGAGCGUCAGCGUGGCCGCUGCCGCUAGUGCCUCUAGCGGUAACGUCAGUACCGCCAGUGGCAGUGACGACGCUCUAGGCGCGUUGCCUGCGGGUUGGGAGCGUCGAGUACAACCUGACGGACGAGUCUACUUUGUCAACCACAAGAACCGCACUACACAAUGGGAGGACCCGCGCACUCAGGGUCAAGAGAUGAGCGCAUUGGAGGAGGCUCUACCUCCGGGCUGGGAGAUUCGCUUCACGGAGGACGGCACGCGCUACUUCGUGGACCACAACACGCGCACCACCACCUUCCAGGACCCGCGGCCCGGCGCCCCCAAGGGUCCGCAAGGCGCCUACGGGGUGCCCAGGGCGUACGAGAGGUCCUUCCGGUGGAAACUUAGUCAAUUCCGAUACCUUUGUCAGAGCAACGCUCUGCCGAGCCACAUCAAAAUUACCCUAUCGCGACAGACGCUUUUCGAGGAUUCCUAUCAUCAGAUAAUGAGGCUACCAGCGUAUGAGUUGCGCAGGCGACUGUAUAUCAUAUUCCGGGGGGAGGAAGGGUUAGAUUAUGGAGGUGUCAGUAGGGAAUGGUUCUUCUUGCUAUCACACGAAGUACUAAAUCCUAUGUACUGUCUUUUUGAGUAUGCUAACAAGAACAAUUACAGCCUACAGAUCAACCCAGCGAGCUAUGUGAAUCCUGAUCACUUGCUUUAUUUCAAAUUCAUAGGAAGAUUUAUAGCAAUGGCUUUGUAUCACGGUAGAUUUAUCUAUUCGGGAUUCACGAUGCCUUUCUAUAAGAGAAUGUUGAACAAAAAGCUGACGAUGAAGGACAUAGAGUCCAUUGACCCGGAGUUCUACAACUCUCUUGUGUGGAUUAGAGACAAUAAUAUAGACGAAUGCGGACUGGAGAUGUGGUAUAGCGUAGAUUUCGAGGUGCUGGGGCAAGUUAUACAUCAUGAACUUAAACCCGGAGGCGACAAGGAGAGAGUGUCUGAGGUAAACAAAGAAAAUUACCUGCAGUUGGUUACUCAGUGGCGCAUGACGCGUGGUAUCGAAGAGCAAACUUCAGCGUUCCUUGACGGAUUUAACGAGGUGGUACCAUUAGAAUGGUUGAAAUAUUUCGACGAGCGCGAGCUGGAGCUGAUGCUCUGCGGCAUGCAGGAGGUGGACGUGGAUGACUGGCAACGAAAUACCAUUUACCGGCAUUACACGCGCACAAGCAAACAGGUCACGUGGUUCUGGCAGUUCGUUCGUCAAGUUGAUAACGAGAAAAGAGCAAGAUUACUUCAAUUCGUCACAGGCACGUGUCGGGUACCCGUCGGAGGCUUCGCUGAACUUAUGGGGUCCAACGGGCCGCAGCGUUUUUGUAUAGAAAAGGUGGGGAAAGACACGUGGCUGCCUCGUUCACACACUUGCUUUAACAGACUUGAUCUCCCACCCUACAAGAGCUACGAGCAAUUAUGCGAGAAACUUAAUUUCGCCAUCGAGGAAACUGAAGGCUUUGGGCAGGAAUGAGAAAAAGCAUGUGUACUAUUAGUGAUAUAUGUAAAUUAUUAUUAUACCACAUUAAUUUAAUUGCACCACCUCAUUAAGAGGACUUAUUCACCAAUGGAAUUGGUGCUGUUAUAAUAAAAAAGACCAACCAAAUACAUGUAUGAAUAUUUUGUUUAAACAUUAUUAUGUAGAUAUCAUUAGUGUUUUAUGUCAGUUGUAUAAGAAAUAUUUUGUUUGAACUACAUUACCUAUAUUUAACAACGGCGAUCUCACACUACGCCCGGGUACGUUCACUUAAGAAAGUUGAUUCCUUGUCAAUGAUCUCAAUCUGAAUACUAAGACCAGCCUUUGUAGAAUAGCGUUUUGUGAGAGAUGUCCACGUCGAAAGGUUCAAUAAAAUUAUUUAAAAACUAGCGCCUUUGUAUUAAAUCUUCCAUCAAAAUAGAA